UGCCGCUUCAACCCGACGUCAAGCAUGAACCAGCGCGCGUCCCGAGCCUCGUCCGUCCUAAGCUGCAUGCGGCUCAACCGCGCCGACUCGAGCGUCCUCUGCGAGAUCACGGCCGAGAUCGUGCGCGUCGACGACGACAAGGUCAAGUCGCCCGAGUACGUCAUCUCGAUCCAGCUGCCGCGGGCGUCGGCGCACCUCGUUGCGCGCACCUACUCGGAGUGGCGGCGCCUCUACAAGUCGUUGCUGGCGAGCACUGACGCCGCCGACGACGCUGCGUGCGACUGCGUCAUGGGCUCGUGCCCUUUCUGGACGCUGCACGCGCUUCUGCGGUCGGUGGACUUUCCCAAGAAGACGCUCUUCUUCAGCCACUCGCCCAAGGUACUCGACGACCGCAAACGCGACCUCUCCGAGUUCCUCACGUCGCUCUUGGCCAAGCUGCAGCACUUCAAGACCGAGUUCGAGGCCGCCAGCGCGGACGCGAGCUCGGCGGACCUCCCCAACUGGCAGCUCGCCAAAUGCAAAGUGCUCGACGCCAUUGAAGCCUUCUUGGGUCUCGACGCCAACGUUGUCGGUCAGCUCCACCGCGCUGCGAGCGGCCGCCGAAUGAACCUCCGCGGGUGGCAGUCGGACCGCAAAAACUUGUACUUUUUACCGACCGCUGUCGCCGUCUAG
Saprolegnia parasitica CBS 223.65 is the source of this 672-nucleotide messenger RNA. RefSeq lists its product as hypothetical. The transcript has a single exon. NCBI's taxonomy places the organism in Eukaryota, Oomycota, Saprolegniomycetes, Saprolegniales, Saprolegniaceae. The record is from RefSeq and is a predicted model, not a curated record. Bases 25 to 672 code for a protein of 215 amino acids. Gene Ontology annotation, molecular function: phosphatidylinositol binding.